This is a messenger RNA of Parnassius mnemosyne (clouded apollo), 2631 nucleotides long. The record is from the annotation of a GenBank genome assembly. Lineage: Eukaryota; Metazoa; Arthropoda; Insecta; Lepidoptera; Papilionidae.
CUGGGGGAAACAUUUUUAAUUAAGCAUUUAUCACUUCAUAAUUUUGAUGAUGAAACUCUACAUGUACAAAUAACAAAUUUACGUACGACUCCUAAGUCUUCAACAUGGGCUGACAUUGAAACAGGCGUGUCGCAAGGCGGAAUAGUUUCUCCUAUAAUGUUUUCUCUAUUUAUAAAUUCUAUUAUUCACUUCUCAACUGAAGUCCGAGACCAGAUCAAUAAGAUGCUCGAGCAAAAUAUAAUUAGACCAUCGGACUCUGCUUGGAGCUCUCCUAUUUGGAUUGUACCCAAAAAGGCGGACGCUUCCGGCAAAAUAAAAUGGCGUCUAGUUGUGGACUUCAGGAAGGUGAAUGAAAAGACAGUCGAUGACAAAUAUCCUAUUCCUAAUAUAACCGAUGUUCUAGACAAACUGGGCAAAUGUCAGUACUUUACCACGCUCGAUUUAGCCAGUGGAUUUUAUCAGGCGUAUUAUUUGCGAGACGGCACUGCUGUCAGUGUAGUACAAGCUUUACUAAUUUUCUGCACACAUCAUGGAAUUCCAAUUACCAUAGUUUCCGAUAACGGCCCUGAGUUUACCAACCAACUUAUUGCAGAAUUCGUUAGACUUCAUAAAAUUCAGCACCAUAGAGUAGCCCCACAUGCACCCAACGAAAAUGGUAUCGUUGAACGAUUUCACGCCACCAUAUUAGAACAUCUCCGUAUUUUAAAGAUAAAUCAAAAGAAUGAAUCCGCUAUUAACCUUAUGCCCUAUGCCCUAUUAGCUUACAAUCAUAGUAUACAUAGCUUCACAAAAUGCAAACCAAUAGAAGUAAUUACAGGACAUUUUGACCCUCGCGAUCCUUUUGACAUAGAUCUGUCCGCCCACUUACUUCAACAGACUCUCCUGGUACUUCAUCUCCUUCUGGGACCAGCUCUAAUGCAGGAGAUAAGACUUGAAAGUCUUAGCGAUGGACCUGGUAUAUUACCCUUCAAAUUAGGCCCCGCUCGAAUCCUAUCCCACUACCAUGCAUUUCUGCAAUAUGUAAAUCUCCAGGAAUUAGGAGAUAAAGUAAAUUCAGUUAAAACACAGUUAAUCAGUAUUAGCCCUAACCUUAACAACAUAACCAAUUCGUUAUUUCAGCCUCAUAUUGAUUAUCUUAAAAAUAAGCUUGAAAGUGUCACCAUACAGUUGAGUAGCUUUAAAACGAACCGUGAGAAAAGAGGACUUGUAGAUGGUCUCGGUUCCAUCAUAAAAAGUAUAACUGGUAACCUUGAUUAUACAGAUGCAGAUCAUUUUAAUCGUGCUAUAAAAUCCAUCCACGAAGACGAAAAUAAAAUCGUUACGGAAUUUAAUAAUCAUGUAAGCCUAACUAAAGAUUUAUCAAAUCAAUACUCCAGAAUAAUAGAUAGCAUUGUAGAUAAUCAAAAUAAAUUAGAAAUACUAAUAGGUAAAAUAAAUCAAUCCGAGGCUACCAGAGACUAUGACCUAAUUAAAUAUGCCCAUUUUGGACAAGUACUAAUGAUCCUUAGUGAUAACGUUGAUUCCAUUUCACAGGAAUUAAUUAAGUUACAGAACAACUUAGCAUUUAUAAGAGCUAACACUAUGCACCACUCUAUAGUUAAUUUAAAAUCUAUCCGAAUAAUGAUUAACAGAGCAACCGAACUUUAUGGAAAUAAAAAGGUAGGAGAUUUAGAUAUUAGGGAAUAUUAUGAUAUUAUUAGAUUAGGUUCAUAUUAUGUAGGAAAUGAAAUAGUAAUAGUAUUUAAGUUCCCAAUUCUAUUACCCCAUAUAUAUGAUAUGUAUAAGUUAUCUAUUGUUCCUAACAAGAGACACGAAAUCCUCACACCACCCUUUCCAUUCCUAGCCAUUUAUCAGAAAGAUUUUCAGUACAUAGAGGCAGAAUGCCCGAAGACCAGUAAAUGGUACAUCUGUAAAGAAAAGCGGAGCCUGAGAAGUCAAACAUCCCCUGAUUGCAUCCAUCACCUCAUCACUAAGCAACAGACGAAUGCAGUAUGUAACCCGUAUACAGUCACCCUAGAUAAACCAGCUUACGAAGAACUGGACGACAAGCAUUACACCAUCACUUUCCCCACACCAACGAAAGUACAUCUAUCCUGUGGACAAGAUCUCUACAAAAUACUUCAAGGUAGUUAUCUCGUUAUUGUCCCUCUGAAAUGCUACAUAGAAACGCCACUAUUCUCGAUCUCAAAUACUAAAGAUCGAUUGAAGGGACAAGCCUUAAAGAUAAUGGACAUACCUGAGGAACACACCAGCAUCCCAUCUUCUGCAUCGGCAUAUAAACUAAAUUCAAUAAACCUCCAACAUCUUCAUGCAACGAACACUAAAAUAUCCCAGCAAUCGCCAUUGAAUUUAAGAAGAAACGAUGACUACAGUCUAUAUCAUACUACAAUACCAUUUUACGCAUUAAUAAUAAGUGCAGGUGCACUGAUUCUAUGCAUACUCUAUAGAAGAUACAAGCCGAAGCCAACUGGAGGUACGCAAAGGAACUCAGAAGAGGACCAUCCUAAAUCAUUAAGGGUAUACGCUGUUCCAGACACUGAGAAGAUUGAUCUCGAUCAACUCCCAGCUCAAUUCACGACCAAGGUCUUCCAUAGUCGCUGUUCUUCGGGGGGAGGUGUUACGCAGCCCUAA